AUGCGGUAUAAUUAUCAUUUUGUUAAAUGUAUAAAAUUCUUAUUGGAAUGAGCUUACGGUUAUCGGAGUGCGAGUGCUUAUUCUUGUUGUUGCGCCAAACGAUGCUUUGCGGUUAAAGCGUGUAUUUUGUGCAUAUCAAACUGUGCGUGAAUGUGCUAAUUUUAAAUGAAGAUGCCAACUUAUUAUACAUUUAUGCAUGUGUAUAAUAAACUGCUUGAAAAGCCUGCAAUUUAAUGAAAUUCUGCAAAUAAUUUUGCAAAAUGGUGCUUUCCCAGCACUUUCAAUUGGUGUUCUAAUAAGAAUUCGAACUUAUUAUUAUAAUGAAAAAGUUCUAUGGUUUGUCUGGUGAUAUUAGAAUUUAAAUAAUCAAGGACGUAUCAAAUAAUAUUAAUACACAAAAUAUAUGCGCUCUAAUUUUAUUGAAAUGACCACAGCUGUACAUUUUUUUGUUGCGCAUUCUUUCGAAGUUUUCUGCUUUUGCUGAUGUGACUUCGAAAUAUUCUUGCUUUUAGCUUUUUGAUACGACGUUCCAAUUCGCUCAGCCGGUCAAGUUAGCCUACCAAAUACAUAACUUGUUUACCUACUACAAAUACCGGCUGUUGUCUUUGUUGUUGUUUAUUGUACAUACAUAUCUAGACGUGUAUAAUUUUUCUUUUGUUUGCCAAGAGUGGUUGGAAAUUGAUUACAAUUUUUUGUGGCGCUACCUUGCGUAGUACAAAAUUGUUUAUAUUGGUUCACUGUCAAGAUUAGGUAGAUGCCUUAGCAAUUAUCUUUAACUGAUUACAAAGUAAAAAAUAAUAAUUUGACUACGUGACGCUACUCUUAUACAAAUUAGAAGGCCUACCGUAGCGGAAGUUAGAUUUUUCUUGUGGAAAUUUUGCUAUCAAGGUAUUAAAGAUUUAUGCAAAAAAUAGAUGUUGUGAUCAGGCACACCCUCACUGUAUAACUACCUACAUGAAUGCUGCUGAACGAUAGUUAGUUAAGACGAACUCCACCUCAAACGCCUUUCUCAGCGCUGCCUAAAACCAUAACAGUUCCACACUUAUUUGCCGCCUACUUCAGACAUCAAACAUAGAAUGGCACCAGCCAGCUCCGAACUGCGCUUGCCAAAGCCAUCCGACUUUGAGGGCAGCGUGCAUCACACUUCCGCGCACGACGAUUACACCUCAGCACAAGCACAACUGAAUCAAAUCUAUGCUGGCGCAAUAUCGGGCGCUUUAACACGUACAAUCACGCAGCCAUUCGACGUCUUGAAGAUACGUUUCCAGCUGCAGGUCGAACCGCUCUCCAAGCACAAACAAGGCAAGUACACCUCACUGUGGCAGGCCAGCAAAUUGAUCUAUCACGAGGAGGGUUUGCGUGGUCUCUUCAAAGGACACAAUGCUGGGCAAUUUAUGAGCGUCGUCUACAGCGUAGGACAAUUUUGGUCGUACGAACAGAUACGCGCCAUAAUGCGUGACUCACCCUUCAUGUCGACGCAUAUGAACACGAUGAACUUUUUAGCUGGCGGUUUUGCCGGUUGUGUGGCGACCAUUUUCUCCAUUCCCUUCGAUGUGAUACGCACACGCAUCGUAGCACAAGAUCCCGGACAGGGCUAUCGCAGCAUGUUCCACGCUGUGCCAAUGAUUUGGCGCACCGAAGGCAUACGCGGCUAUUUUCGCGGUCUACAGCCGACGCUGGUGCAGAUUGUGCCAUUGGUGGGCUUCAACUUUAUGUUCUAUAAGAAGUUCAACGAAAUGCUGGUGCGCACACCGUUGGCGCGCAACGAAUUGCUGCCCACCUGGGUGUUGCUAUGCACCGGCGGUGCGGCUGGUGUCGCCUCCAAAGCGGUCGUCUAUCCGCUAGACUUCGUUAAGAAGCGCUUGCAGGUGCAGGGCUUCGAACAGCAUCGCACGAAAUUCGGACGCACGCAGCGCUGUAGGGGCGUUUUCCAUUGCAUCGAAUUGACGAUGAAAGAUGAAGGUGUACGCGGCUUCUACAAGGGCAUGUAUCCGACGCUGAUCAAAUCCGGUCUCAUGACCGCCUUCUACUUCACCAUCUAUGACAGAUGCAAAUUGAUACUCUACCACUACUAUCACCUCGGUGAGGGACGCACUCCACCUGCCCAAUCGUAAGGCAGGCAUGCAGGCUUUAUAGGACGAAAAAGGCGCGAAAAGUGGAAAUUUUUAACUCGUGGAUGGAUUGUAUCGGCUCGACUGAGGUGUGCAUUUCUCGGUUUUGACUGGGCGCACCUUUACUUAUAUUUACCUCAUUAUAUACUCUAAGAGCGUAGCAUAUAGAUUGUGAUAGCGUUUAAGAGACAAAAAUAUCACUGCUUAUAGUAAAUACUACUUACUCGCUUACUUAUUUGCAUACUAAAAUACUUAUGUAUACUAGAGUUCUAGAGAUAACGUUUUGAAAACACUCGAAAGCACUAAAUUGAAUUGUGUAGACUUGCAUUAAGCAUUAAGCUAAAACUAAUUAUUUACCCCCUAUCUCUUUCUCACUCUCUCUAUCUUUCUCCUUCUAUAAUCCUAAUAUACUUGUACUACUCGCAUUAUGUAGUUUGAUUUCGCGGACAAAAAGAUGCCCAUUAAUAUGUCGUUUAACACAUAUUUGUAAGCUGAAAAUUACUUUGCUUGAACUGUAUUUAACGCAAUCACAGUUGUUGUAAUUUAUGCCAAAUGCAUCUCCAUUUAAACGCGUUUAACAAUCGGAUCUCUUAAAUGAUCAUCAAAGAUCUUGAGUAAGAAGUGAAAGAAUUCAAAGUGCUUACUCGCAUUUCCCUACAUUUGCAUGCGAGUUUAUCCUCAGAUUGCUCAGCUUAAGCUUCGAUAGUUAAUUAUAAUAAUAUUUUUUAUUUUUAAUUCGUAUAUUAUUUUAUUUAUUAAAGGAGACAAGUAAUUAAGCGAAUUAUAUUUAAGACGAUUAAAUCUGUCUAAGAUUUCACAAUAAAUGCUUGCUGACUGUUUGGUAA
Molecule: messenger RNA, 2956 nt
Organism: Bactrocera dorsalis (oriental fruit fly)
Lineage: Eukaryota; Metazoa; Arthropoda; Insecta; Diptera; Tephritidae
Product: mitochondrial thiamine pyrophosphate carrier
Exons: 4
Coding region: 1077-2114 (345 amino acids)
Biological process (GO): thiamine pyrophosphate transmembrane transport
Cellular component (GO): mitochondrial inner membrane
Molecular function (GO): thiamine transmembrane transporter activity
Source: RefSeq, a predicted model, not a curated record